Molecule: messenger RNA, 3666 nt
Organism: Closterium sp. Yama58-4
Lineage: Eukaryota; Viridiplantae; Streptophyta; Zygnematophyceae; Desmidiales; Closteriaceae
Source: the annotation of a GenBank genome assembly
AUGUCGGGCGGAUCAGCAUCAGGAGCGGAGCUGGAAUGGCCGGCGACGCGCGUGCGCGACACGUUUCUGCAGUUCUUCAAGGAUCGCGAACACACGCACGUGCCGUCCAGCCUCGUCGUGCCGCUGGAUGACCCCACGCUGCUCUUCGCCAACGCUGGCAUGAACCAGUUCAAGCCCAUCUUCUUGGGAACGGUGGACCCCCGCAGCCCCAUCGCCGCCCUCAAGCGCGCGGUGAACUCGCAGAAGUGCAUCCGCGCUGGCGGCAAGCACAACGACCUGGACGACGUGGGCAAGGACACGUACCACCACACCUUCUUUGAGAUGCUCGGCAACUGGUCCUUUGGGGAUUACUUCAAGCAGGAGGCCAUUACGUGGGCCUGGGAGCUCCUCACGCAGGUGUACAAGCUGCCAGAGGAUCGCCUCUACGCCACCUACUUCGGCGGGGACGAGAAGCUAGGCUUGGAACCGGACCUGGAGGCUCGGGACAUCUGGCUCACUGUGCUCCCAGCCAGCCGAGUGCUACCCUUUGGCUGCAAGGACAACUUCUGGGAGAUGGGUGACACGGGCCCCUGUGGGCCAUGCACGGAGAUCCACUUUGACCGCCUGGGCGGGCGCGAUGGCAGGGUGAACGCUGACGACCCACGUGCAUUGAACGGAACAACACCUGGGACGAACAACGUGUUCAUCCAGUUCAACCGCGAGGCGGAUGGCACACUUAAGACACUGCCGGCCAAGCACGUGGACACGGGGAUGGGCUUUGAGCGCCUGACGUCCAUCCUGCAGGGCAAGCUGAGCAACUACGACACUGACGUGUUCAUGCCCAUCUUUGAGGCGAUCCAGAAGGUGACAGGAGCAGCGCCUUACGAGGGCAAGCUGGGCAAGGAGGACACGGGCAACAAGGACAUGGCGUACCGUGUGGUGGCAGACCACAUCCGCACUCUCUCCUUCGCCAUCGCUGACGGCGCCAGGCCCGGCAGUGACGGUCGUGACUACGUGUUGCGCCGCAUCCUGAGGCGAGCUGUGCGAUACGGACGGGAUGUGCUGGGCGCCCAGGAAGGCUUCUUCAGCUCGCUGGUGCCAGUGUUCGCGGACCUCAUGGGGGACACCUUCCCUGAGCUGUGCAAGCACGGGCAGCGCAUUCAAGACAUCAUCAGUGAGGAGGAGGCUGCUUUCGGCCGCACCCUCCAAAAGGGUCUGCAACGGUUUGAGAAGGCUGCCUCUGAAGUGAAGGACGGCAAGCUGAGUGGCCAGGACGCCUUUGUGCUCUGGGACACCUUCGGCUUCCCUGUUGAUCUUACCCAGCUGAUGGCGGAGGAAAAGGGUUUGGCGGUGGACAUGGCAUCAUUCGAGAAGGCGAUGACUGACGCCAGGGAGAUGUCACGAGGGGCCAGGAGCAAGGGUGGAGCGGGGGCACUGGUGAUGGAGGCAGAGGCGACAGCAGAGCUGCAGAAGCGGGGCAUCGAUCCCACUGAUGACUCGCCCAAAUACGUGUGGCGCCAGGAUCACCCAACCACCGUACGAGCCAUCUUCACCCCUUCCGGCUUCGUCGAAUCAGUAACCGCCACGUCAGCAGACGCACCCACCGAAGUUGGCCUCGUGCUGACCAGCUCCAGCUUCUACGCAGAGCAGGGCGGACAGAUAUUCGACACCGGCGCCAUUAUCAAACCUGCUAAUAACGGGGAUGCUAAUAACGGGGAUGCGAGGUUCGAGGUCCGGUCGGUGCAGGUGUACGGCGGUUACGUGGUGCAUGUCGGCGUGGUGACAGGUGGCAGCGUGGCAGUGGACGACGCGGUGGUGUGCCAGGUGGACUACGAUCGGAGGGCCCUGGUGGCACCGAAUCACACCUGCACGCAUUUGCUCAACCAUGCGUUGAAGAAGGUGUUGGGAGACCACAUCGACCAGAAGGGCAGCCUUGUAGCGGAGGAUCGACUCCGAUUCGACUUCUCCCAUGGCAAGCCCAUCGACCCCAAGGACCUGGGGAAGAUUGAGGGGGAGGUGGUGGAGCGGGUGAAGGCGGGUCUGCCUGUGUACGCUCUGGAGUCCAGCCUCGCGGAUGCCAGGCGUAUCAUGGGGCUCAGAGCGGUCUUCGGAGAGGUCUACCCCGAUCCAGUGCGAGUGGUAUCAGUGGGCACACCAGUAGAGCAGCUACUGCAGGACCCCGAGAACCCGCAGUGGGCCAACAGCUCCAUUGAGUUCUGCGGUGGCACGCACAUCAGCAACACGUCAGAAGCGGAGUCAUUCGCAAUCAUCAGCGAGGAGGGAAUAGCCAAGGGCGUGAGGCGCAUCAUCGCAUUCACCACUGCCAAGGCCAAGGAGGCCAUUGCCCUUGCCGACCAGUUCGCCACCCGGAUUGAGGCGGCCGGCAAGCUGUCUGGGACCGCCCUGGAGAAGGAGGUGGCAGCUUUGAAGGGCUCUGUUGAUUCAGCUGUGAUCCCAGCGGCCUACAAGGCGCAGCUCAAGGCGUCGCUGCUGAAGCUGCACGACCGCCUGCGCCAGGCACAGAAGGCUGCUGCCGGGGCCAACCUCAAGCUCGCCAUUCAGACUGCGGUUGAGACGGCGGCAGCGGCGGCAGCGGCGGGGGAGAGUGUGUGUGUGUUGCGGAUCGAUGUGGGGCUGGAUCCGAAUGCGAUUAGGGAGGCUGUGGUGACGGUGCUGGGGCAGCAGAAGGAGCUGGCGGUGCUGAUGGUAUCGGUGGAUGAGGAGAAGGGCAAGGUGUUGGUGUAUGCGGGUGUCCCUGACGCUGUAGCGGCCCGUGGCCUGUCGGUGCUGGAGUGGCUGCGGGCGGCACUGGUGCCUGUGGAAGGCAAGGGGGGCGGCGGCAAGGGCGGGCUGGCGCAGGGGCAGGUGAGCGAUCACAGAGCAGAGCCGGCAUGUGGGCUGUGUGUGCUGGAGUGGCUGCGGGCGGCACUGGUGCCUGUGGAGGGCAAGGGCGGCAGCGGAAAAAAGGCGGGCUGGCUCAGGGGCAGCGGCAAACUCGGCACUCCAGUUGGUUCUCUGAGAGCCUUCAUGAACGGAUCGCAGGUGCUCGACGCGAGUGGCGCGGCCGUGGGCGACGCGAAUGCGACGGGGGUGAUCGGGCUGGUGGUGCUGAAAACCGAUACAGACUACAACAUUCUUUACCAAGCCGGCGUGCGCGUGACGGACGCCGGCCUCCCCACCUCCAUCGCCAUCAACUCCGCCGCCGCCGGCGCCGGUGGCUCCCCCGUUAUUGAGUUCUCCGCUACCGAGGCCGCGUGGCAGAAUUACACGUGGAACGGCACCCGGUUCGGGCAGGGCGGAAACGGCGCUGGCGGCGCGUCCGGGCGCGGCGCGGCGCUGAAGGCGGUGCUGCAGGUGUUGGCGCAGUUCUUCCCGAAUCUCAACGCCACCGGCACGGGAUCCUUCUUCGGCGGGCGGGGCGGGCGCGGGGGUCCGCGCGCCGGGUUCGCUUAUGGCUUCUCCGGUGUUUGGUACAACGCGAGCACGAUCACCAACAGCGCGGGGCGCAGCUACGCUGACGUGGUGGCCACCGACAUGCUCGCCGCGCCCAGCAGCUUCUUCGGCGUGGUUACCACCGACGCCUACGCCGACGGCGUCGUCGGGGGGCCCUUCGCCAACCACACCCGCCACGCGGGCGGUCGCGGCGGAGGCAUGCGCGGUGGUAGGCUCGGAGGUUUCCGAGGGUAG